GGGCCUUUGAAGGCUGCAUGGGAGCGUCACUGAGAUUUCAGAGAAAAUGGGCAAAAAAAAAAGAGAAGGACAACCUACGGUCGCCUCAAGGCGGUGGGAGGCGGUGGGCGAGAAGUCGAGCAAUCGGACGCGCACUUCCUUCCAAACGCCAAGGCCGAGUCCGACCACAAAGGCUCAUGCCCGAACAACGUGGUCAACAAUGAGAUACCCAAGAGGACAUGGAAGAAGCAUGAGAAGAGGUCAGGCACAGACAGAGUUUCCACAGGACGGUUUUGCAACGAGGUGAUACGAAU
Neurospora tetrasperma FGSC 2508 is the source of this 293-nucleotide messenger RNA. RefSeq lists its product as uncharacterized. NCBI's taxonomy places the organism in Eukaryota, Fungi, Ascomycota, Sordariomycetes, Sordariales, Sordariaceae. Bases 47 to 286 code for a protein of 79 amino acids. The record is from RefSeq and is a predicted model, not a curated record. The transcript has a single exon.